This is a messenger RNA of Vitis vinifera (wine grape), 2256 nucleotides long. Its product is annotated as rust resistance kinase Lr10. The transcript has 6 exons. Gene Ontology annotation, molecular function: polysaccharide binding; ATP binding; protein kinase activity. Gene Ontology annotation, biological process: protein phosphorylation. Lineage: Eukaryota; Viridiplantae; Streptophyta; Magnoliopsida; Vitales; Vitaceae. The coding region runs from base 1 to 2067 and encodes 688 amino acids. The record is from RefSeq and is a predicted model, not a curated record.
AUGAUGUUGAGGGAAGAAAAACUUGUGGCAGUUGGGCUGAUAGCACUCCUCCAUGUCUGCUUCAUCUCAAUCUGUGCUGCCGAUGAAAACCAGACUUGCAGGCCUUCAUCUUGUGGAGAUAUUCGAAAUAUCAGCAACCCUUUUCGGUUAAAGGGAGACCCAUCCGGCUGUGGCGAUCCUAACUAUGAAUUGGUUUGUGAAAAUAAUCGUACCAUGUUGAACCUGUAUAGUGGGAAAUACUAUGUUGCAGAGAUCAACUACAAGAACUACAGCAUUCGGAUAGUGGAUCCUGGGCUUGACAAGGGAGACUGUUUCUCCAGCCCUCUGUAUUAUUUGACAAGAGGAAACUUCAGUUAUGGAGAUCCAUAUGAUUUGCCUUAUGAUUGGAAAUUGAGUAGAACGGUUUUAAUGAAUUGUACAAGUUCAAUCAGUGAUCAUAGCUACAUUCGAAUUAAUCCCUGCAACUCCAGCAGCACUUCAUUUUCAUCACAGGCAUAUGUUUAUGCGCUAGCAGGAGUUUCUGAGGUGGGAGACAUCAAGUAUUCAUGCACAAUAGGCAUGACUAUUUCUACUCGACCAUUGAAGGAAGUUUCUUCAAAGCCCAGGAAUCAAUCAAUGUCAGAAUUGCAAGAAGAGCUUCUUGUGGGACUUGAGAUUUCAUUUCUGCCUUAUCGCUGCAGCAGCGAAUGCCAUAUGGAAGGGCAAUCCUGCUAUAUGAAUUUUAUUGAAAAUACAAUUACAUGUGUCUCCAACAGGGGAUGCGGGGACUGGAGCAGUUGCUUAAAGCCAACUUGGCUAAGGAAAUUCCUCUUUGACUUCCUGUUUCCUUUAAUCGAUGCCAUAUUUUCGGUUGAGCCCUCUCAAAUCUUCAGUGUUAGAGAUUUGCUCAACGAUUUGCCGUUCAGUUUACUUGGCUGGAUUAUCCGAGUGAUCCUUAUAAUUGUGGCUGGAAGAGCUGUGAUUGGGAUGCUAUGCCUAUGUGCCUUUCUGAUUUACAAGUUUCAAAGGAGACACUUAUCAAUGGAUGAUACUCUUGAGGAAUUCCUACAAAGUCAUAACAAUCUCCAGCCAAUCAGGUACUCAUAUUCAGAAAUAAAGAAGAUGACUAAUAAUUUUCAAGAUAAAUUAGGUCAAGGAGGCUUUGGCUCGGUCUAUAAAGGAAAGCUUCGAAGUGGCCAGAUUGUAGCAGUAAAAAUGUUGGUUGUGUCAAAAUCUAAUGGGCAGGACUUCAUCAAUGAAGUUGCUACAAUUGGAAGGAUUCAUCAUGUGAAUGUGGUGCGACUCGUAGGGUUUUGCACGGAAAAAUCAAAAUAUGCUCUUGUAUAUGACUUCAUGGCAAAUGGAUCCCUUGAUAAGUAUGUUUUUCUCGAACGAGAAAAUUCCAUUCCUUUGAGCUGGGAGAGGUUGUAUAACAUUGCACUUGGAGUGGCUCAUGGGAUUGAAUAUUUACAUCGUGGCUGUGAAAUGCAAAUUCUGCAUUUUGAUAUCAAGCCACACAACAUUCUUCUCGAUGAAAACUUCACCCCAAAAGUUUCAGAUUUUGGCCUUGCAAAACUGUAUUCAUCGGAUCAAAAUGCUGUCACUCUCACUGCAGCACGAGGAACGCUUGGAUACAUUGCUCCGGAACUGUUCUACAAAAACAUUGGAGAUGUCUCAUAUAAGGCCGAUGUUUAUAGUUUUGGAAUGUUGUUGAUGGAAAUGAUGGGGAAAAGGAAGUACAUGAAUGCCCGUGCUGAGAAAAGCGAAAUAUUCUUUCCAUCAUGGAUUUAUGACCGGAUUGAUCGAGGAGAAGACAUGGAAAUGGGAGAAGCCACUGAGGAAGAAAAGAAGUAUAUAAGGAAAAUCAUCAUAGUUGCAUUAUGGUGUGUUCAAAUGAAGCCCACUAACCGUCCUUCAAUGAGCAAAGCACUGGAGAUGCUGGAAAGUGAGGUAGAACUCUUGCAGAUGCCUUCCAAGCCUACACUACAUUCCAAGGAUUUGUCAAUGGAGGAUGGUAUGAACAAUCCAAUUGGGGCACCAGUUUCUUCAUGCAAUGGCACAAUGACAAUUAGCUUAGAAGGAAGGUAGAAACACUGUCUCUACUUGCACUCUGUGCUGUAGUCCUGUAAAUUUUCUUGACAUGGAUGUAAGCAUUUUUCUGCUCUUUCUGCUAGAUUCUAAUAUGUACUCAACUGCUAACCACUAAUCAUUUUGUAACCAUACAUGAGGUACUAGCUUAGAUGGCUCUGAAAAAUGGAAUUUGUUAUUCUUUGCUGA